Octodon degus (degu) is the source of this 4663-nucleotide messenger RNA. It is a transcript of the gene Gpr158, whose product is annotated as G protein-coupled receptor 158. Gene Ontology annotation, molecular function: G protein-coupled receptor activity. The transcript is spliced from 11 exons. Gene Ontology annotation, cellular component: membrane. NCBI's taxonomy places the organism in Eukaryota, Metazoa, Chordata, Mammalia, Rodentia, Octodontidae. The record is from RefSeq and is a predicted model, not a curated record. Bases 336 to 3953 code for a protein of 1205 amino acids. Gene Ontology annotation, biological process: G protein-coupled receptor signaling pathway.
AAUGAGCGCGGCGGCGGCGGCGGCGGCGGGGCGGAGCGGAGUGGCUCACUCGCUAGGGCGCGCGGCGAUGUGACCAUUCGCGCGGGGCUGUGCCGCGCACCAUCCGAGCCGCCCGCGGCGGAGCGAGUGCGGCCAGCGUCGCCACAGGUGAUUCGCUUUCCCAUGCCGGCAGCCUAGCCAGCUGGACCCACUGCAAAACAAUCUUCUGUUAGUCCUUUCGGAUCGGGUGCCAUCUGGAGAAGAGAGAAGACCCCUAGGAAAAGUCUCACUGUUGAUAAACCGAUCACCAAAAUUUAAAAAGUGACUGCGCUCCUUACCUCUUCUUCCGCGAGCAGAUGGUGGACAUGGCUUGUCCUUUCCUUCUCUGCCUCUUGCUCGCUCAGCUGGGAUUGGGAGCGGUCGGCGCCAGCCGCGACCCCCCGGGACGGCCGGAUCCCCACCGGGAGAGGCCCCUGAGGGCUAAGCAGCAUGCGCAGCAGGCGGCUCGAGCCUCCGCCCCGGACUCCUCGGCUCCCUGGAGCCGCUCCACCGACGGCACCAUCUUGGCGCAGAAGCUCGCAGAAGAGGUGCCCAUGGACGUGGCCUCUUACCUCUACACCGGGGACUCCCACCAGCUGAAGCGGGCCAACUGCUCCGGCCGCUAUGAGUUGGCUGGCCUGCUAGGGAGGUCGCCAGCCCUCGCCAGCUCCCAUCCCUCCUUGCACGGAGCGCUGGACACGCUGACACAUGCCACCAACUUCCUCAACAUGAUGCUGCAGAGCAAUAAGUCUCGGGAGCAGAACUUGCAGGACGACCUGGAGUGGUACCAGGCGCUGGUGCGCAGCCUGCUGGAGGGGGAGCCCAGCAUUUCCCGGGCGGCCAUCACCUUCAGCACCGAGUCGCUGUCCGCGCCCACCCCGCCGGUCUUCCUUCAAGCCACCCGCGAAGAGAGUCGCGUCCUGCUCCAGGACCUGUCCUCCUCUGCCCACCACCUGGCCAACGCCACGCUGGAGACUGAGUGGUUCCAUGGCCUCCGGCGCAAGUGGAGGCCCCACUUACACCGCCGCGGCUCCAAUCAGGGGCCCCGGGGCCUGGGCCACAGCUGGAGGCGCAGGGAUGGACUCAGCAGCGACAAGAGUCACGUCAAGUGGUCGCCACCAUAUCUGGAGUGUGAGAACGGGAGUUACAAACCUGGAUGGCUGGUCACGCUUUCAGCUGCCUUCUAUGGGAUGCAGCCUAAUCUGGUCCCAGAAUUCAGGGGUGUUAUGAAAGUUGAUAUAAAUCUUCAGAAAGUGGAUAUUGACCAAUGUUCAAGUGAUGGCUGGUUUUCAGGAACUCACAAAUGCCACCUUAACAACUCAGAGUGUCUGCCAAUUAAAGGCCUAGGAUUUGUACUUGGAGCCUAUGAGUGCAUUUGCAAAGCAGGAUUCUAUCAUCCUCGAGUCUUAGUGAACAACUUUCACAGAAUGGAUUCAGAUCAUCAGUCUUCAGGAAGUGCAAAAGGUGUGUCAGAAGAAACCCAUGUCUGCCUGCCCUGCAGAGAAGGCUGUCCCUACUGCGCUGAUGACCGUCCAUGCUUUGUCCAAGAGGAUAAGUAUUUGCGACUUGCGAUCAUCUCCUUCCAAGCCCUGUGUAUGCUGCUGGAUUUCAUCAGCAUGCUGGUGGUUUACCACUUUCGCAAAGCAAAGAGCAUCAGAGCAUCAGGCCUUAUCCUGCUGGAAACAAUCCUUUUUGGGUCUCUGCUAUUGUACUUUCCUGUUGUUAUUUUGUACUUUGAGCCAAGUACAUUUCGCUGUAUUCUUCUAAGAUGGGUCCGCCUUCUUGGUUUUGCCACUGUCUAUGGAACUGUCACCCUGAAGCUUCAUAGGGUUUUGAAGGUGUUUCUUUCCCGAACAGCACAACGAAUUCCAUAUAUGACUGGUGGCCGGGUCAUGAGGAUGCUAGCAGUCAUGCUCUUGGUGGUGUUUUGGUUUCUCAUUGGCUGGACUUCAUCUGUGUGCCAGAAUUUGGAGAGGGAAAUUUCACUUAUUGGCCAGGGGCAGACAUCUGAUCACCUCAUCUUCAAUAUGUGCCUCAUUGACCGCUGGGACUACAUGGCAGCAGUUGCUGAAUUUUUAUUCCUCUUGUGGGGUGUUUAUCUCUGCUAUGCAGUGAGGACAGUCCCCUCAGCAUUUCAUGAGCCCCGCUACAUGGCUGUCGCAGUUCACAAUGAGCUCAUUAUCUCUGCUAUAUUUCACACAAUUAGAUUUGUUCUUGCUGCAAGACUUCAGUCUGACUGGAUGCUGAUGCUGUAUUUUGCACAUACUCAUUUGACUGUGACAGUCACCAUUGGGUUGCUUCUGAUUCCAAAGUUUUCACAUUCAAGCAAUAACCCACGAGAUGAUAUUGCCACAGAGGCUUAUGAGGAUGAGCUGGAUAUGGGCCGGUCUGGAUCCUACCUGAACAGCAGUAUCAAUUCAGCCUGGAGUGAGCACAGUUUGGAUCCAGAAGACAUUCGGGAUGAGCUGAAGAAACUUUAUGCCCAAUUAGAAAUAUAUAAAAGGAAGAAGAUGAUCACAAACAAUCCCCACCUCCAGAAAAAGCGGUGCUCGAAGAAGGGCUUAGGUCGUUCUAUCAUGAGACGUAUCACUGAGAUCCCAGAGACUGUGAGCAGGCAGUGCUCCAAAGAGGACAAGGACCUUGCAGACCAUAGCACAACCAAAGGCACAGCCCUCAUCAGGAAGAACCCCCCAGAGUCUUCAGGAAACACUGGGAAGCCCAAGGAAGAGUCCCUGAAAAAUCGAGUCUUUUCACUCAAGAAAUCUCAUAGCACUUAUGACCAUGUGAGAGAUCAGACCGAAGAGUCCAGUAGCCUGCCAACAGAAAGCCAAGAGGAGGAAGCUACUGAAAAUUCCACACUAGAAUCCCUUUCAAGUAAAAAACUGAUGCAAAAGCUUAAAGAGGACAGUGAGGCUGAGUCCACAGAGUCCGUGCCUUUGGUGUGUAAGUCAGCAAGCGCUCACAAUCUGAGCUCUGACAAGAAACCUGGGCACCCACGAACAUCUAUGCUACAAAAGUCUCUCAGUGUCAUAGCAAGUGCUAAGGAGAAGACUCUUGGAUUAGCUGGGAAAACCCAAGCGUCUGGUGCAGAGGACCGUGCUAAAUCCCAGAAGGCUCUGCCAAAAGAUAAAGAACCUAACAGAAAGAACUCAAAUUCAGACAACACAGAGACAAAAGAUUCUACACCACAAAACUCCAAUCAUAUGGAGGAGCCAAGGAAGCCUCAGAAGUCUGGGAUUAUGAAACAACAAAGGGUCAAUCCUGCCACUGCCAACUCUGACCUGAGCCCAGGUACCACACAGAGGAAGGACAAAUUUGACAUUGGGGAAGUGUGCCCUUGGGAGGUGUAUGACCUGACACCUGGUCCUGUGCCUUCAGAAUCAAAAUCUCAAAAGCAUGUGUCCAUUGCAGCUUCUGAAAUGGAGAAAAACCCAACUUUUUCCUUAAAGGAGAAAUCUCACCACAAGCCUAAGGCAGCUGAAGGAUGUCAGCAGUCCAAUCCGAAGGGCAUAAAUAAGGCUGAAGUCUGUCCGUGGGAGAACCAAGGUCAGUCCCUAUUUGAAGAUGAGAAGCACUUGGUUUCCACGACUCCAGUCCUCCCAGGGAGAGCCAAAGAUGAGAACGGAGGUCCACAUUAUACAGCGAAUGUGAGUACUGGGCAAUAUGAAGAACUACCCCCUAAAAUCGUAGCAUCAAAAGUAGAGCCUGAAAAUCUCAACCAAAUAGGAGACCAGGAAACAAAGACAUUACCCUCUGUGGAAAAUGUUCCUGGAUCCUACAACUCUAGUAAUAAUUUCCAGCAACCUUUAAUAUCACGUGCUGAGGUAUGUCCUUGGGAGUUUGAGACCCCAGCACAACCAAAUGCUGAGAGAAGUGUAGCUUUACCUGCUUCUUCUGCUUUAAAUGCAAGUAAGAUAGCAGGGCCUCGGAAAUAAGAGGCCUGGGACACUUUUAAAGAAUUGUAUCCCAAGGAAGAAAAAAAGAAGGAAAUCCCAAAUUCAAAAUACAACAGGCAAUCUAAAAGUAAAAAACUCCCCAAGGUAUUUCAUCAUUCAAGGGAAGAAUGACAGCGAAGAGCGGUCGAAGUCAUUGGCUGAGGAGGGCCAGAAGGCACGUGAAUGCUGUCACAGUGCAGAAGUCAUCCUUCAGCCAAGGAAGUUAUACCCUGGCAGCACUAGGAAGAUUCCUGUCCUGCAAGGGAAUUACCCUCAAUGGGGAAUUUACCCUCCAUGCUUGCCUCUGAUCAGUUUUUAUCCAUGGGACUUUGAAGAUCCAAAGAAACACAAGCUAGGAGACACUGAAGACAUGAUGUUUUACAAAGAAGAAAAAAGGGAGAAGUCUAGAUGACUGAAGUUCUGAGUCGCUGACUGAAAAGAACUUACUUUACCUAUUUAACCUUGAUAGCACUGCUAACUUAAUGCAUCCCCAAAAGUAUCUUUUAUAUUAAUGGUUGCCCUCAUUUCUUAUGUUUCAGUAUAUUGUUGUGCCUCAUAUCCAAGCAUUCCAGGUUGUAUAAUUUUUGCAAAUAACUUUGAUAUUAUGUGACACAACUCAUUUAUGCAAUCUGUAGCUACUCAAUUGUUUUAACAACUUACAGAAAACCUGCUAUCUAUCAACCUUAGUUGGUUCUUGAAGUACAGUAAGC